Molecule: messenger RNA, 3898 nt
Organism: Nelumbo nucifera (sacred lotus)
Lineage: Eukaryota; Viridiplantae; Streptophyta; Magnoliopsida; Proteales; Nelumbonaceae
Product: ubiquitin carboxyl-terminal hydrolase 17-like
Biological process (GO): protein deubiquitination
Cellular component (GO): cytosol; nucleus
Molecular function (GO): cysteine-type deubiquitinase activity
Source: RefSeq, a predicted model, not a curated record
UCUCUGUCUUCAUCCGUGGGCGGUUCCUCUCUCUCUCUCUCUCUCUCUCAUUAUCUAAAAAAUUGAGGCAGAGGAACGAACUACGGAUGUGCAGAUUUUGCUGUGUCACGACCUCCAUCGCCGGUACUUGUGUACUACAGACAAACUCUCAAUACUGUUGUUCCUUCUCUCUCUAUCUCUCCAAAACGGACGCUCUGCUCUCACCUCACCAUCCUCGAUCUUUCCUAAAACCACCAACAUCAUUACCGAAUCAUGAUGCGUCACCGUCAAUCAUCGAUGGCUCACAUCGUGAGACACCACUGAUCUUCUGAUCAUCAUUUGCACGCAGAAGAAGAGCCACCGCCAUCGCCACCGAAUCUUUAUGUGGUGUGGUAAGAACCGGAGAAUUACGGUUGAGCGUUCUGGAUGCAUAUCGGGUGCCGGAUAAAUGCUUGUUCCCGGGGAUCUAGGGUUUUCGUACCUGGUCCUGCUCUUCUUUUUCUUCACUCCGAUUUUCGGCUUCGUAAUCCGUCGGAAAUGGAGGAUUGCGGUGGCCAGGCAGGAGGAGAUCAGGAGACUCAUGGAGUUGGCUUCCGAACAGGAAGAAAGGGCCGCGCUCGAGGCAGCUGUUGAAUACGGCGCCAUCUCUGUUUCUGCUCGUCAAUCACUGUGUGCUGUUUGUUAUUGUCCGACCACUACGCGCUGUGCUCAAUGCAAGGCCGUUCGGUACUGUUCUGGUAAGUGUCAAAUCAUCCACUGGAGACAAGGUCACAAGGAUGAAUGCCAACUUCUGUAUGCUACUCACCAGUUCAGUGACAAGGGAGGUGACUCUGACUCUGGUCAGAAGGUAGUAUUGCAAGGAGAACAGCAUGAAAUUUGCCAUGAUGAUACUGGGAAAGAAGGCAUAUGCAAUGCUCAACCAGUUAAAAUGUCACCUGAGAAACCUACAUCAUCCAAAUUUGGUUCCUUUUCAGAAGUCCGGUGUGAGAAGCAUGAUGAUAAAGUUGAGCCACUGGUUAAUACCAAAAGAAUGGAUGCCAUUUCUGAAUCUUCUACCUCAUUGUUGGAUGGAUUUUCUGCAUCCACUGGCGUGGAUAAAUCAUCAGUUGAUGUUUCUGCUGGCAAGAUCCCUAAUUCAAUUUCUCCUGACAGAUCAGAAGUACUUCAACCUGAUGAUACCACUGCUGCUGAGACAACCACUGAUGUUAAUGACAGGAAGCUAAUUGAAUCACGAUCUUCAGAGUUCAAUAAUUUGGUUGAUUCUCUAAAUAGUUUUUCUUGUUCAAGUAAAUUAAAGCAGAGGGAACCGAGUUGUAGUGAUGGUGAGGUUCACAGUACAUCAACUUGUCCUUCGGGCCCAAGCUCAACUGAUUCUUCAGGUUCAAGCAUCAAUGGCUCUGAUGAGAGUACAACUUCUGAGUCUUCUACAGCCUCUUCUGAUUUCUGGGAAGGAACUGUGGAGUCAAGUGGAUCUAGCUAUGAUGUCUGUGAUAAUUCUGCUCAUUCACGUGACACUGAAGGUGGGGAUAGCAUCUCGUCUGGUUCUGAUUAUCCUUUAAAAUUCUCAGUUAAGAACCUUAGGCAUACCAUUCCUUCUUCACUCUCACAAUUUUCCAAGCCCAAGGAUGGUGUUGCUUCUCAGACGGGCUUGGGGAAUGGAAUUCCUGCCUGUGGAGAUUCUCUUGCAGAGAAGAUAGUCACAGAUGUAUCUGGGAAUAGUAUCCCAAAAACCCUGAUACAUGAAAGAUCAGAAUCCAUGGUUAAUGCCAGAGGCAAGGAUUCACAGGUAUUGAAGUCUGUAGACAAUGGAUCUUAUCUUCCAUAUUCUAAAACGGGAGGGCUUUCUAUGAAAUCCACAAAGGUUGAUGGCAUUCACACAGCACGCACUGCUUUAUCUGAGGUUUCACGAUCAUCAAAUGCUAAUAAUGGCUUGAAAACAUCUGUUCAGAAAGUUGUUCAGCAAUUUAGGGCAUCUAAGAUUUUGAUAUCCAACCCAUUGGGAACCGAGAAAGGUGGAAAGUACAACUGCAAGAUGAUCUUUCCAUAUGAACAAUUUGUCAAACUCUAUCAUGACAAGAUGGAACUGCAGCCUUUUGGCCUCAAAAACUGUGGGAACAGCUGCUAUGCAAAUGCUGUGCUUCAGUGCCUGGCUUUUACUCGGCCUCUUACAUCUUAUCUUCUUCAAGGACUCCAUUCCAAAACAUGCCCAAAGAAAGAGUGGUGUUUCACUUGUGAAUUUGAAGAUCUAAUUAUGAAAGCAAGGGAACGGAAGUCUCAAUUGUCUCCAAUCCGUAUUCUUUCCCAACUACAAAAUAUUGGUAGUCAUCUUGGUCAAGGGAGAGAAGAAGAUGCCCAUGAAUUUUUAAGGUAUUCCAUUGAUGCAAUGCAAUCUGUUUUCCUAAAGGAAGCUGGUUCAAAUGUGGAGGGCCCUUAUGCAGAAGAAACAACUCUCAUGAGCCUGAUAUUUGGGGGUUAUCUUCGGUCUAAGAUAAAGUGCAUGAAGUGUCAAGGAAAAUCUGAACGUAAUGAACGCAUGAUGGAUCUCACUGUUGAGAUAGAUGGUGACAUUGGAACCCUGGAAGAGGCACUUAAAAAAUUUACAGCUACUGAGAUCUUGGAUGGAGAAAACAAAUACCAAUGUGAGAGAUGCAAAUCGUAUGAGAAGGCUAAAAAGAAAUUGACAGUGUCGGAAGCUCCUAAUGUCCUUACAAUUGCCUUGAAACGUUUUCAGUCUGGUAAAUUUGGGAAGCUCAAUAAGGUGGUACGGUUCCCAAGGGUCCUUGAUCUGGCUCCAUAUAUGAGUACAACAAACGACAAAUCUCCUGUAUACACACUUUAUGCAGUGGUGGUUCACUUGGAUGUUAUGAAUGCUGCAUUCUCUGGUCAUUAUGUGUGCUACAUUAAGAAUUUUCAGGAAAAGUGGUACAAGAUUGAUGACAGCACAGUAGAACCUGUUGAGCUUGAGAAGGUAUUAUCGAAAGGGGCAUAUAUGCUCCUUUAUGCAAGGUGCUCACCACGGGCCCCAAGUUGGGUAAGGAACUCAAUGUCCCAUGAUGGCAAAAUCAGGAGAAGCAGAUUUUCGGAAGCUAUUUCUUCCAACCAUGGUGGAAGGAGUGCUACGUGCAAUUCCAGGCCCAACGUGGCUCCAAAUGGCAGCCCGUCUGGGGCACAUUGGAAGCCUGAAGACUAUCCCUAUCGGAUAACCUUAAAUGGUUCUGUGAACUAUGAAUCUUUUGAUUCAGAUGAUGGGAGGUUUCACCAUUUAUCCAGUGAUAACUCGUCCCUUUUCAGCUGUUCAGAUGAAGCUUCCUGCAGCACUGAGAGCACCAGAGACUCUACUAGUACAGAGGAUUUCUCUGAUUACUUUUUUGGAGAUGCAUGUCGCGAAUGGAGCAGUCCUUUGAGAGUUUCGUCGGAUUCCGAUGGUUCUUCCUCCCCUCUCUGCUCAAGAUUUUCACCACUAUCGGUCUCAAAGAGGCAUUCAUUGAAUUCCCCCGAGACAAGUGAAUAUAGAACUUGUAACACAGGUUCAGUGCUAGAUGCAGAUGAAGCACGUAUAAGGCAAUCUGAAGAAAGCAGCACAGCGGAGAAUCCUCCCCUGCAGAAUUCUAUUACAACUAAACCCUGUAGAAAGUCAACAACCCGUAGUAAUAGUAGCAAUAAUCUUGAUAGUUGUAGUUGUAGGGAGACUGACCGGAAGCGAUUUGGGUUGGCUAACCCCUUCGGUUCAAAAUAUGGUAUAUCAUUAAGAAGAUCCACUAGGGAAAGAACAACUCAAACAUUUUAUUAAGGUUUGAGUUGAGGGGAAAAUAAGAGUUUUAAGCUGUAUGUAAUGUAUACAUUUUGCUGGUUUAAUGGAAAGAAAUCAGCAGUCGUUUUGCUCAUCAAAUAUAUCUGACUACAUUACAUUAUCUCUGAA